AUGUCGCUCGCGCUCGCGACGCGCGCGAGCGCGCGCGGCGGCCCGCGCGCGUCGCGCUCGGUGGAGAAUAAAUCACGGGUGAAUCCACGCGCGUGUCGCGCGCGCGCGUCGCGUGACGACGGAUCGAGCGGACGAAUUCCAUCGAAUUCGACGAACGGGACGACGCGCGCCGACGACGGCGACGGCGAGGACGCGCGCGCGCGCGCGCCGACGACGAGCGGACGUACCGGUGACGACGGACGCGCGCGCGCGAGCGGUGCGCGCGCGUCGAGCGAAGGCGCGGAUGCGACGCGAGAGGUGGCGAGAGGACGACGCGCGAGCGCGCGAGGUUCGGGGGCGAGCGCGCGAGGGGCGAACGAACGCUCGAUGCCCGCGAACGGGGGCGACGGGAUGCAUCUUGAACGAAAGGGGCGUCGCGGAGGGGGUCGAGCGCGCGAGCGCGAGGUGACGCUCACGCGUGGGCUCAUUUUGAAUAAGCUCGUGGUGACGCGCGCGAGCGGCGCGCGCUUGGGUUCGGCGUGCGAGCUCUGGGUCGAUACCGAUUCCUGGGACGUGGUCGCGAUGGACAUUCGCGAGAAUGCGUUCGUGGGCGUCGUUGAUCACGUUCUCUUGGAGUCUCUGAGGCAGGUCGGGGAUGUUAUUUUGGUCCACGACGAGAGCGCGGUGGAGCGACGGUGGAGCUCGUACGGGUACACGACCGUCGUCGGUAAGGACGUCGUGAGCGAGAGCGGGCAGUUCAUCGGAAGAGUGCGAGAUUACGAGUUUAAUCCCGAGGAUGGGUCGAUCGCGCGGUUGAUCGUCGACGCCUGGGGCGUUCCCACGGUUCCCGAGGGCGUCAUCUCGACGUACGCCGUGGACAUCAGAGAGGUGAUUCGAUGCGGUCAAGAGCGCAUCAUCGUCAGCGAGGGCGCGGAGAGUCGCGUGGAACAAUUGAGUGUGAGCGUUUUACAGCGCCUAUCGCUCACCGUUCCCCCGUGGGAAGAGGAGAUGGAGGCGUACGGGGAUCCGUAUUACGACGACGCGUACGAGUACGCGUCGAGAGCGCCUCCGCGCGCGCGUCGCGUCGCCGCGGACGAGUACGCCGCGUUCUCCGAGCGUCGACGUCGCGAACCAACGCGCGAGAACGCCGCGAGAUCGUCUCGCGCGCGCGAGGGCAUACCCCUCGUGCGUCCGACGCAACCGUACGAGCGUCGGGACGUCGACGGCGGCUACGGCGACCGCCCCGGUUUCUCCGACUGGGUCAUCCGCGACCGCGACGAUCGAAGAGAAACCGUGGACGCGUACUGGGACCGUCCCGUGCGUCGGACGUCCGCGGCGGCAUCGAGACCGCGAUACGUCGACCGCGCGAGCGACGCCUCGCGCCGCCGAGACGACGCCCGCGCCGCGCCCCGCCCACCCCGCGACGGCGCCUUCUUCGACCGCGAGGACAUGUUGUGA
Molecule: messenger RNA, 1437 nt
Organism: Ostreococcus tauri
Lineage: Eukaryota; Viridiplantae; Chlorophyta; Mamiellophyceae; Mamiellales; Bathycoccaceae
Product: PRC-barrel-like
Exons: 1
Coding region: 1-1437 (478 amino acids)
Source: RefSeq, a predicted model, not a curated record